Messenger RNA from Olea europaea var. sylvestris, 1300 nucleotides. Its product is annotated as NEP1-interacting protein 1-like. The record is from RefSeq and is a predicted model, not a curated record. The coding region runs from base 319 to 720 and encodes 133 amino acids. The transcript is spliced from 3 exons. NCBI's taxonomy places the organism in Eukaryota, Viridiplantae, Streptophyta, Magnoliopsida, Lamiales, Oleaceae.
UGCACUAAUAAGUGGAUUUCUUCUUGUAUGAACAUACAUUUGCUUCUAUGAUUAAGAAUAAUGUUGUGUAAGCCCCAAUGAGGUUACAACCCCAGUAUAGGUAGUGUUAGAUGAUAAGUUGAAUGAAAGAUAAAACUAAAUGGCUUAUUUAAUUUCACUUAUCAUUUAAUGACACAUUAACGUCACUUAAACUGGGGUUGUGACCCCAGUGAGCUCAAAUAGCAUUACUCUAUGAUAAAUGAAUGGAAAUAGUUUUUGAUACGUUGAAAGCAUUAAUUUGUCAUUGAACAUUGGGAGAACGUUUCCGGUGGCGCUAAUAUGUGGUUUGGUGAAACCGUUAAUACCUUUCAGGUUGCACUAAUAUGCAGUCUCGUAAACGGGAAGAUAUUCAUGGAAUGGGUGAGUCCCGCCGUGCUGAAAGCUUAUCAAUGGCAGAUUAGCACUAUGGAAACUAGUUUGAGGGAGAUUUCGGACAUUUUUGAGGUCAAUACAAGUAGAGGAUUAUCUCAAGAUAUAAUUCAGAAGCUACCAAUUUACGAAUUCUAUUCCCCAAGGACGACAUCUUGUCACGAGACAAAUUGUUCAAUUUGCUUACAGGACUUUAAGAACAGAGAAUCUGCGAAGAUGCUACCAAGCUGUAGACAUUUCUUUCAUGUGCACUGCAUAGACGAAUGGCUUCUCCGGCAGGGAACCUGCCCAAUGUGUAGAAGAGAGAUCUGAAUGGAACUGGACGACGAGGAGAAAACUGAUGGUGCAAGUUUGUAAAAAAACCCGGAGAGAAGAAAUAGGAAAUAGGUCAGAUCCAAAUGAAAAUGUCCCAGUAAUGCUUCUAUCCUUAACUUUGUUGUAGAUAAAUUUUGAAACAAAGAACUUUGAUCUCUCGUAUCUAAUGUAAGAUAGAAGUAGAAUCGAUUCUCGAAUGACCAAAUCAUCAUAGUACAAGUGGAAGUGCUCUAUGAAUAUAUGUAGUACUUGUGAAUACUGCAAAUUGUUUCUUUUAAAUUCUGUAUCUCCUUUUUUAUCGAAGUUGUUACGUGUUGUCAUACUUGGCCAACCUACUUGGGCUUAUGGCUCACUCAAUCCGAACCACGUGACACUCCAACCGAGGUGGCAUGUAUAGCCGAAGCCCAUAUACUGAGGCCUGUGAAAGUAGCUGAAGUCCAUACGCCGAGGCCCAUAAACCGAAGUCAUGAUGCGAGAUCACCGAAAAGAUAGCCGAAGCCCUAAAGCGGAAGUAUUACGUGAAAACGUCAUGAUCACUUCUCCCAAGAGAUCUUCUACAUAAAGAUCUUGUUUGAAU